AUGGCCAGAGAUGGGAAGAAGAUUUGGCUCGAAGUUGUGGGUUUUCAGCUCGUGGUGGUGGGUGGAGGGCGAGGCGAGUGCGGUGCGGGGGGGUGCGCGUGUGGGCGGCGCGUUCCCGAUCCCGCUGCGCACGCGCCGCAUCCGCUGCGAGCGCUCGAUGAUAUGCCGCCCGUACUAAGAUCAAAUCCUUUGUACACAGAGGAAGAGGAGCAAGAGGUAGUGAUAAUAGUGGAUUCUCUGGAGGUAGAUGUCGAAGAAGAAGCGCCAGCUGAAAACCGCUCGCCGCGUCGAGCACCUUCCAACUCUUCAGGUUACGGCAGUGGAGGGGGCAGUCACGGCCGGGUCUCACCAAGUUUACCAAAGAACGACAAGUAUGACGCGGAGCCGGCAAGAUUGUCGGACUCCGAUAAGAAUGGAUCUCAAAGCACUUCUGACUCAGAUGGGUCUCCGCCCUGUACUCUUUCUAGAAGUUUGAAGGAAGAUAUUCGGUCUUGUUUAGGAGAUUGCAGGUGGGAACGAGAUGUGGGUCAAGUGGUGGAAGCAGCCGUUCGUGGGGCGGGCGGAGUCAACGCAGCUAGGGCGCGUCUUCAUGCAGCUCUCCUUGCUCUCCAUGAUCCUCCGAGAGGACCACACCGGGGUCCAUCGCUGCCGUACUGCGGCCCUGGUGUAAGACCAGGGGAUGUUACCAUGAUGCCAAAGUCUACUGGCAUGUCGUUGCUGGCUGCCAGCGCCCUCUUCACGCUAGAUGGUACUAAGAGUGAGGAACUAUCAAGGCGCCUCGCUCGACGUCAAAAAAGGCGCAGACGCUGCCGAGCUGUUCUGGCGUUACUGGCGUUGUUGCUGCUCCUGGCAGCCGUUGCUGCUGUUGAGUUGCUCAUGUCGAGGGGACAAAGGGUCUUUGGAGCUGUUUUACGUUAA
This is a messenger RNA of Leptosia nina, 918 nucleotides long. NCBI's taxonomy places the organism in Eukaryota, Metazoa, Arthropoda, Insecta, Lepidoptera, Pieridae. The record is from the annotation of a GenBank genome assembly.